Vicia villosa (hairy vetch) is the source of this 1668-nucleotide messenger RNA. RefSeq lists its product as uncharacterized. Bases 168 to 1469 code for a protein of 433 amino acids. Lineage: Eukaryota; Viridiplantae; Streptophyta; Magnoliopsida; Fabales; Fabaceae. The transcript has 4 exons. The record is from RefSeq and is a predicted model, not a curated record.
CGGUGUUAGUACAUAAAAUAAAAACAGCAUUGGGUGCGCUUGACCACUGAUAAGACAAAGAAGAAGAACAAGACUUACACAAGCCCGAAAUUUACGACUUUUAUGUAGUUUCUUCAUUUUUCUCUCAAACAAGCUUUCUUCUUUUGAUUUUGAGUUCAACAGUUAUCAUGGGAUCAGUUUGUUGUGUUGCUGCAAAGGAUCAAACUAUUUCCACUAGAACUGGAGGUGAGAGUUUUCACAGAAAUCCUGCAUGUUCACCAUCGUUGAGUUUUCAAUGGGAUAGAUGGAGCCGUGUUGCUGGUGAAAUUGAUGAUCUUUCGUUCCUCACGUCUCGGAGAGUCAGCAGAAGUGUCAGCAUGGAGUUAAAGGGGUCUUUAAGUUCUGAAAGAGGCAAUUUAUCUGAUGUGGGGAGCACCCUGGAGAACUCUGUAACACCCAUGUCUCAGAAGUCCCCCAUUCACGAGCAAUUGGGUGCGAGUCGGAUGACUCUGUCUUCCGAUCUAUCCAUGUCAAGUAAUUGUUCUACAAUGGCGAAGAAUCUGACAGAAUCUCCGGAGAUUGCAGAAUCUUCAGUACCAAAUCUUUCUUUUUCAAUACCUUCUUCUUGCUCAACACCUAUAACCCGUAAUCUAAAUCAUCACAAUCUUCCCAGCUCAACACCCUCUAGAUGGGCUCAUCGAUCUCCAGGACACCCGCUGCUAAGACAAAUUUCUGAUAGUAGAAUCCUGGGUCUGAAAUCGCCCGACAACUCAAUUUCCGAGGGAAGGCCAUCUUUUGUACUGUCCACUUGCAGCAAUGACAUGAUAACUGGAUCCCAAUGUGGUUCAUCUGACGGCUGGUCUAUGCGCACCUUUUCUGAACUGGUGGCAUCGUCUCAAAAGGAAAGGUGGUCAUUUGACAGCGAGCAUUUAGGUUCAGGUCGCCGCAAGAUAAGUGGAACUAGUAGUAGGUUCUCGUAUUCUCCCUCCAUGGAUUUACAAUCUUGCGGGGCCUGCUCCAAGCUCUUGACCGAGAAAACUCCAUGGAACAGCCAGAAAUUUGUUUCCAACAACGACCUCUCGGUUGUCGCUGUACUUGUCUGUGGUCAUGCAUAUCAUGCAGAAUGCUUGGAGACCAUGACAUCAGAAGCAGAUAGUUAUGAUCCCGCUUGUCCGAUUUGCAUGGUUGGAGAAAAGCACGUGUCAAUGUUGUCCCGAAAAUGUCUCAAAGCCGAAUCAGAAAUGAAGGGCAAGAGCUACAAGAUAUCCCGAAACCGUGUUGUUGAUAGCUACUUUGACGGCGGAUUAGAUGGUUUUAAUCGCCAAAAAGAUGUAGUUUCGAAAUUAGAGCCUAGCUCAAGUUCAAGGAGUUCAUUAAGAAAACCCUUCUUGAGGCGGCAUUUUUCACUGGGAUCGAAGUGGAAUCGAUCCCUGUCUGAGAAUGAUUCCGCCAGGAAGAAGGGUUUUUGGGCACGAUAUCGCAAAGAUUGAGGUUCCUUAACCAUAGCUGUUAGUUGCUGCAGCUCUCUAAUUAUAUUUGUAGCACCAGCAAGUUAGGAUUUACUAUUUGUAUGUUGACCAGCUUCACUAAUAAUUAUAGAUUUAUUUUCAUUAAAUUUUGUGCUAGUGAGAAAUUCCUACUAAUGCAUGGAGGCAAAGGAAACAAAUGUGCAUGUAUAUUAUUUUAAAA